This is a messenger RNA of Gadus macrocephalus (Pacific cod), 982 nucleotides long. Its product is annotated as neoverrucotoxin subunit beta-like. NCBI's taxonomy places the organism in Eukaryota, Metazoa, Chordata, Actinopteri, Gadiformes, Gadidae. The transcript is spliced from 4 exons. The annotation marks the transcript as partial. Gene Ontology annotation, molecular function: protein binding. The record is from RefSeq and is a predicted model, not a curated record.
AGGCUGACUGGCUGUCAUCUGUCAGAGAGAUGCUGUGAAGCUCUGGCCUCAGUUCUCAGCUCCAACUCCUCUAGUCUGAGAGAGCUGGACCUGGGUACCAAUGAUCUGCAGGAUUCAGGAGUGAAGCUGCUCUCUGCUGGACUGGGGAGUCCACACUGUACACUGGAAACUCUCAGCUUGUCUGGCUGCCUGGUCACACAGGAAGGCUGUGCUUCUCUGGCCUCAGCUCUGAGCUCCAACCCCUCCCACCUGAGAGAGCUGAACCUGAGCUACAAUCACCCAGGAGACUCUGGAGCUGCGCUGCUCUCUGCUGGACUGGAGGAUCCACGCUGGAGACUGGACACUCUCAGUGUGGAGCACGGUGGAGUGUGGAGGCUGAAACCAGCUCUAAAGAAGUAUGCCUGUGACCUCACACUGGACCCCAACACGGCCCACAGACGACUCUCUCUGUCUGAGGACAACAGGAAGGUGACGCAGGUUGGAGAGGACCAGUCGUAUCCGGAUCACCCAGACAGAUUUGACCCCUGGCCCCAGGUGUUGGGUAGAGAGGCUCUGACUGGCCGCUGUUACUGGGAGGUAGAGUGGGAAGGAGAGGUUGAUAUAGGAGUGACAUACAGAGGAAUCACAAGGAGAGGAUGGGGUGAUGACAGCAGGCUUGGAGGGAACAACAAGUCCUGGGUUCUUCAUUGUUAUGAUGAUGGUUACUCUGUCUGGUACAACGGUACACAUACAGCCCUCCCUCUCCCCCCCGCUGGCUCCACCAGAGUAGGAGUGUAUCUGGACCGGCCUGCUGGCUCUCUGUCCUUCUACAGAGUGUCCCCAGGUGGAGGAGGGUCCUCAGACACACUGACACACCUCCACACCUUCUGGGCCUCCUUCACCCAGGAGGACCUCCUCCCGGGGGUCUGGGUGGGGUGGUGGGGGGGGUCCUCAGGGGGGUCCUCAGUGACUCUGUGUCAGUUGUAGAAAAACAAAACGGGCA